AUGUUCGUAGUCAUCCAAGGAUUCAUGGAGCUUCCGAUAUAUAAGCCUUCUUCCAUCACUACCAUGAUUACAUCACUAUUUGUCCAAGAUAUCCCCAUCUCUAACCGUACUUUGGUUAUGCUUAGAACAGAGUUCGGAAGACUAAUGGUGAUCGGAAAGUAUACGACAAUUCUAGCCAGAGAUGAUAAUUUCAGUGCUCAAAAUCGGAAAACUGGUGGUUUUCCGAAAACUAUUGGGGAAUUUUGGAAGAGGGAAGUACCGAUCGGUAGCCGAGGAAACAGAUUCAUAUACGCAUACCGUACACCGGAGCCCUUGAGCUCUGCAUCUGCUAUCAAUAUUUUUAGAGAGAUUGCAAUUAUAGCUAAGAAUUCUAUGUUGUAUCUUGGUCAACCUCUAAUGACGGAGGUGAUGCAGCUGGAUGGUGGAGAAGAUGAAGUGACGAAGGGUGUGGGUGGUAUAGUAGAUGUUCAGGGUUUGUGGUAG
Molecule: messenger RNA, 483 nt
Organism: Lactuca saligna
Lineage: Eukaryota; Viridiplantae; Streptophyta; Magnoliopsida; Asterales; Asteraceae
Source: the annotation of a GenBank genome assembly